This is a messenger RNA of Geodia barretti, 426 nucleotides long. Lineage: Eukaryota; Metazoa; Porifera; Demospongiae; Tetractinellida; Geodiidae. The record is from the annotation of a GenBank genome assembly.
AUGCCUCUCUCCUCUGUGAGUUGUGUCUUGGUCCUGUCUUUCUCCCUGCUAUGUCCGGCCUAUGGCUGGCCACGACGGAGGCAGCUGGGCCUCCGCCCCCCUCCUGUCCGUCCCGGAGUGAGGCCGGCUGAAGAUAUGUGGUUCAAGGAGCAGAAACUGGACCACUUCUCUGACAGCGACCACCGGACCUGGUCCCAGCGCUACUUCGUCAACGACACUCUGUGGGAGCGGAAAUCGGGGCCUGUCUUCCUCAUGCUUGGCGGGGAGGGACCGGCGGAUCCCGAAUGGCUCAGUACCGACACCGAGAUCAUGAUCAAUGCGGCCAAGUUCGGAGCCUUCGUCAUCCUCCUGGAGCACAGGUUCUAUGGAGAGAGCCACCCGACACCUGACACAUCCCUCGAGAACCUGGUCUAUCUCUCCAGCUGA